AUGGAGAAGGACGACUUGGUAAGCGGAUUGAAGACCAACGAAUGUGGGGUUAACGAGACUUGCGAGUGUUGCUGCAAGCGUAAAAGCUCCCGUACCCCCUUUCCCAAGGAAUCGAAAUCGAGCUCGAAGGCGUCGUUGGACAUAGUGCACACGGAUGACCACAAGGCGUAUCGGUUCCUGGAUAAAGCAACCUGGAAAAUCUACAUCAGCCGGGACGCAACGUUUGUCGAGGUCGGACUAGAAAAGUCGAUCGAAAAUCUUCAGGAGGAGAGCACGGUCGAAUAUCAUUCGACACUGAAGCCCACCGUAGCAGAUAUGCCCGACUAUGAGGACGACGGUGGAGAAGAAGAAGAAGACGAUGGUGGUGGUGAUGGCUACGAUACUGCUGUUGAGAGCGAGCCAGACGACGACAAUGACGCUGAUCAAUCGAGUCAAUUCAUAGAAAGCGACGGCGAUAUCAAUAUGAACAUCGAACCACCAACUGAACUGAGACGAUCCACGAGAGUCACCAUGGGAAUCCUGCCGAAAUGUUACUCAGAGGUCACCAGCGUCACCAGUACUACCGCCAAUGAACCCAGGAGCUAUACCGAUGCAAUCCAAUGUCCAGAUGCAGAAGCGUGGCAUUUUGUAAUGAAGGAGGAGCUACAGUCGUUACUGGACAGCCAAACAUGGGAGCUAGUACCACCAUAG
Ochlerotatus camptorhynchus is the source of this 690-nucleotide messenger RNA. RefSeq lists its product as uncharacterized. The transcript is spliced from 2 exons. Bases 1 to 690 code for a protein of 229 amino acids. Lineage: Eukaryota; Metazoa; Arthropoda; Insecta; Diptera; Culicidae. The record is from RefSeq and is a predicted model, not a curated record.